Hirsutella rhossiliensis is the source of this 1623-nucleotide messenger RNA. Its product is annotated as sodium/hydrogen exchanger family domain-containing protein. The transcript is spliced from 4 exons. Gene Ontology annotation, cellular component: plasma membrane. Gene Ontology annotation, molecular function: sodium:proton antiporter activity. The record is from RefSeq and is a predicted model, not a curated record. Bases 1 to 1623 code for a protein of 540 amino acids. Lineage: Eukaryota; Fungi; Ascomycota; Sordariomycetes; Hypocreales; Ophiocordycipitaceae. Gene Ontology annotation, biological process: regulation of membrane potential; sodium ion export across plasma membrane; proton export across plasma membrane.
AUGGCGCGCAAUAUCUGGGCGAUCCCUUUGGAGCUGUCCAACUUCAACAUCAUCCUGGCCCUGCUAGGUGGCUUUAUCUCGCUCUUUGGCCUGGUUUCAUUUCUUCUUAAAGAGAAUUUUUAUCUCUCCGAAGCCCUCAUAUCGCUCCUCGUGGGCGUCGCGUUUGGACCAAAUGCCGCCAACUUCAUCCGGCCCAAGGCAUAUGCCGAAUGCUACCAGAGCGGCGUGUCCGAGAUUGAGUGUCAGAGCAACCUAGACAGCAUCACGCUCAACUUCUCUCGGCUGGUGCUCGGAGUGCAGCUUGUUCUGGCUGGUAUUCAGUUACCCAGUAAAUAUCUUCAGAAGGAAUUGAAGCCCACCCUCCUACUCAUCGGGCCCGGCAUGGUAUGCAUGUGGCUGGCCACCAGUCUGCUUAUCUGGGCCCUCGUAGGGACACCCAGCGUUCUGCAUGCCCUCGCCGUCGGCGCGUGUGUAACGCCUACGGAUCCGAUUCUCUCGGCCGUAAUAGUCAAAGGGAAAUUUGCCGACAAAAACAUUCCCAAGGAUCUUCAAGACCUCAUCGUCGCCGAAUCGGGUGCCAACGAUGGACUUGGCUACCCGUUUUUAUUCUUUGCCCUUUACCUCAUCAAGUACGUGGGCUCGGGGGCCACGUCUGGCAGUGCCAAGGACGCCAUGGGUCUCUGGUUUGCGUUUACCUGGGGGUAUACAAUCAUAUUUAGCAUCGUCUACGGGGCCGUGGUAGGCUGGAUAGGCAAAGAGCUGCUACACUGGGCGGAGGAGCGCAAUUACGUGGACCGCGAAAGCUUCCUCGUUUUCGCAGUCGCCCUCGCCUUAUUCAUAUUAGGCACCUGCGGCCUGAUUGGGACCGAUGAUGUCCUCGCCUGCUUCAUUGCCGGGAAUACCUUUACAUGGGACGACUGGUUUCGGCUGGAGACCGAGGACGACUCUCUGCAGCCGACUAUCGAUAUGCUGCUCAACGUUACUGUCUUCCUGUGGUUCGGCGCGUCCCUUCCUUGGGAGCUUUUUGGCAGCAACGCUGUUGUCCCAACCUGGCGCCUUGUCAUUCUCGGCCUGCUUGUCCUCAUCUUCAGGCGGUUGCCGUGGGUAUACGGCAUGCACAGCCUCAAUUUCAUCGACGAGCACCUGAGCGACGAAAAGGGAGUGCCGCGAGGUGAUGUCAAGAACCUCGGUGAAACCUUUCAGGUCGUCGUCUGGUUCCUUGCCGUGUGCAGCACUGUGGUCCACGGACUUAGCAUUCCGCUUGGAAGGAUGGGCUAUCUCGCGCCGAAGAGGAUUGGCCGCGUCCUGAGUGAGAGCUUGAGUGACGAACCGCAAGCGAUUGAGGCCCGACGCAGGAUUCCCGUCAUCGGCAGGUAUCUUACCGGCAAGAUUGGCGACAUGGAGCCCACUCAGCCCAGGCACAUCCAAGGACCUAUAGUGUCAGCCGACCCCCGUCCGCUUUAUUCGGCGGUUGAAGUUCCGACCCGGGACCGAGCCGGUAUCGCACCCGGCGCUGCUGGCCAUGCGGAAAGUGAUUCGGGGACCGAAAUCCCCGUUCGGCGGGAAAGGGAGAUUCGAUUCCCCGAUGAGGCUCAUGUUACACUCGAAGACACACGAGAUUGA